GAUGUCCAAGGACCACGGUGGUUCCUCCGGCCACCACGGGACCAAGGGCUCCUCUUCCUCAGCCAAGGAGCACCUCUCGAACGCCAAGGAGCCGACGACUAAGGGGGGCAAGAAGGCCUCGUCCUCUUCGUCGUCCUCCUCCUCCUCCUGUGCCACCUCCCCUGACAUGCAGCCUCUGCCCACCGUCAAGGAGGAGAAGCGACCCCCGAGCUCGAAGCUGGGCAUUCCGGUCAAAAGGAUGGAGAACGCCAAGAACAAGGAGAACGCCUCCGCCGCCGCCGUCGCCGCCAGCGCCCCGGCAUCCACCAGGGUCCUCGCCCCGCCCCAGCCCACACAGCCUCCCGAUACCCUCGUGAUGCCCAGCCACCCUCCUCCUCCCACGGGAGGCGCCCCUGCCACUGCCGUGGCUGCCACCAACACUUCCAGCAGCCUGGGGAGCUUCCCUGAGAAGGCGCAGCUGGAGAAGACCGUAUCCGACCUUGUGAAGAAUGCCGAGAGCAAGAAGCAAGAGAUUGCCGCCCUCAAGAUAGAAAUCAACAGACUCAAGGAAGCAGCCCGAGAACGUGAGCACCUUAGCGAUGAAGAGAGUAGCAAGACUGCCCUCACCAGUGCCCCUGCUGGUGGGUUCCCUGACGGCCCAAGCAAAGGGUCCUCCUCCUUCAGCGCCGAGGCCCCCAGCCACCUGAGGAGCACUGUACAGACCUUGUCGGCCGAGAACAAGCUCCUUCGGGAUCGUCUGCUGCAGCUGGGGGUGUCCCUGGAUUCGUCACCUCUCUCAGACCAAGAAAAGGAAUUGUUGCUCAGUAAAGUCUCCACAAUAUCACAGAAUGGUGGUGAAGGACCCUCCUCAUGUGGGGACCGAGGAGAAUGGGACAACAAGUCAACCUCCAGUGUGUCAGAAAUGUCAGUGGCUUGUCUACAGGAUCGAAUCCAGCAGAUGGAAGAGACCCACUAUUGCACAAAUGAGGAACUCCAGGCCACGCUGCAGGAACUUGAUGAUCUUCGGGAACAGUUGUCAGAAUGUCAGAUUGAGGUGCAGCAGUUGCAAGAGGAGAAGCAGGUAAUACUGGAGUCCUUGACACAGCAAACAGAGAAGUUGAAUGAAUCUCGCAGUCAUAAUGACACCUUAAAGCAGAUGCUGAUCCAGCACUCUGAAAACAGUCAAGACUUAUCACAGUGUGAGAAGACACAGAGACUGAUGGAGCUUCUGAAGAGUGCUCAAGAGGACAGAGAGCUACUGCAGAUAAAGCAGGAGGAACUAGAGCAGCAGAUUACUACCACCAAGGAGGCUGAAGAACGCUUCCACCAUAAUUCACAACUCAUCAGAGACAGAAUGAAGGUGCUGGAAUCAAUGGUAGAGACAGCCAACAAUGAGAAAAAGGCAAUUGAGACGCAGUUAGCAGAGUCUCAAGAGGCUGUCAAGGCUACUGAAAUGGAGAAUGCCAGACUACAGGCUGCUGUAGAUAGUGCCAAAGAAAAGAUAACAGAACUGGAGGCAGCAGUAAUCUCAGGGGAGAAGAGUGAGUUGGCAGAUCUACUAGAAAGAGUGAGGCAAGAGAAGGACUUGCUGGAGAAGGAGAAUGCAGCUCUCCAGCAAAAGGCGAGUGCCAUGGCUUGUGAGAAUGAGAGACUCAAGGACCAGAUAUCCAGUCUUCAGGAUGAGCUUAUGGUUGCUCGUAACAAUGCACGAACACAACUUGAAGAUGCUGGGUGGCGGAAGGCACAGCUGGAGGAGGAGCGUCAUCACUUGGAGGAAGAGACAGAGGUGCUAAGAGCCACCAUGGAAGACCUCAAGCUGACAUGCCAGCACCAUUUGGAGGAUAAGCGAGACCUCAAAGCCAGCCUUUCAGAAUCACAGAAGAAACUCCAUGAAGCCUUGGAGAAGCUGAAUGAGAAGGAGCGUUGCUUCAGUGAGGAACGAGCACAGUUCAGCAAACAGGUGGAGGAAUGGGAGCAGUUUCAGAGUGAUCUUUUGAUGACAGUGCGAGUUGCUAAUGACUUCAAGACGGAAGCACAGCAUGAUCUGGAACGCCUAACACAAGAAAACACUGUUUUGCGAGACAGGCUCAAGCAACUUGGCCAAGACUUGGAGAAGGCAAAGGCAGCUGUUAAAGUAUGCAGCCCAGUGAGUAGCACAAGCAGCAGCAGUAUGAGCAGCAGCAGCAGCAGCGAGCGCAGAACUAUCCGGAACUUGCCUACGCCCAUGCCUAAUGGAGAACCAUCCAUCCUGGCUGAUCGUCGCAACCCUAGACCUCUGGCACGAGGGGAUUCCCGUGUCAAGUCACUGAUAGAAUCCAUUGAGUGUGCAACUCGACAGACCCGUGCAGGAUCUCGAAGUUCCUCUACAUCUAGUUUGUGCAGCUCAAGUAGUGAAAGCAACAACAAUAAUAACAAUAACAACAAGACUCCAGGACCACUUCUCAAAAGAGCUGAUACUGAGGGUGUCAUCCGUGGUAGUUCCACUUCACCACUUAAAGACGCAGGUAACACCCUGGGCACAUCAACAUUAUCAACUCCCUUGAGAGCCAUUCAACGCAAUUCCUUCACAGAAGGAGUAACCCAGUCACCAUUCUUACAAAGCAACUUCACUAAGCCUUCCACUGGCUCAUCAAAUCUCUCAGACAAUGUUAAAAUGUCACAGCUGACAGACAAAAACAGUGGAAAAAUAUCAUCUAUGAAUCCUGGAGAAAAUGUAGCCAAACCGAUCUCCAUAUUAAGCAACAAGCUUGACCACUCUGUAAGACGUAACAGCUAUGGUCAGAUAAGUGCUGUCGUAGACAAGAAGGAUCCUUUGGCUUCUUUGGCUCAAGGUGGUGGCUCCAAGAGGAAUGCAUUGCUCAAGUGGUGUCAAAACAAGACCAUAGGUUACAGCAAUGUCGACAUCACAAACUUCAGCUCCAGUUGGAAUGAUGGUCUUGCUCUUUGUGCUCUGAUGGACACCUACAUCCCUGACAAAAUUUGCUACAAAAGUCUCUCUCCAUCGAAUAAGAGGCAGAAUUUUGAAGUAGCAAUAUCUGCUGCAGAAAGUGUUGGUGUGCCGAAUACACUCGAUGUGAGUGACAUGAUUACAUCAGAGCGACCCAACUGGCAGACAGUAUAUAAUUAUGUGACAUCUAUAUUCUGUCAUUUUGAAACUUGAGUUUUGAUGUAGGAUGCUGGUUGGUUAAGAAAGAGAAAUAUUUUGAAGGAACAUUCAUUAUGUUUAGAGGCCUUUGCUGAUCAUGACAUUAGUUAAUAUUUUUAUCUGCUGUUGUAAAAUUUUCAUCAUGUACCUCUUUACUAGUGUUUUUCUGUCAAGAACUAUGGUGCCUAUCCACCUUCAAAGGGUUCAUUUAAUAUCUUUUUUUUCUUUCUCUUUUUUUAAGUUCAUGCUGUCUCAUAAUAUAAUUUUUAAACAGGCACCAUUGCUUUGCUCUGAGUCUUAAGAUAGUAGUUUGAAAUUAUUUUAUGGGCAGAAGUACAAUACUAGUUACUUUUUGUUAAUUUUAAUUGUAGAUUUCUUUAUAUUUUAUUAAGGAAAUAUUGUGUCUAGUCGAAAUUAUUCACAAUGAAAAAAAGACAAGUAAAUUCUUGUUAUAUUUUUAUCUGGCUGUGUGUAAAGUUCUCAUUGUGUGAUGAACCAAGUAAUGUAUAAUAAUAGAAGAAAAAUAUGUACAGAAAAUUAAUAAAAGAUAAAGAUUGGUCCUGCAACAUUACUGAAUAACAGUUCUGUCUAUCCAUAAUUUUGAAUGCUAUUUUCAAUCUGUAAAACUCUCUACAGUACCAUAGACAAGCACUGAAGGGAAUUUUUCCCAUUAUGAUUCCAAGACGAAUGUGAUUAUAAUGUUUUUCAUACCUUUUGAUAUUAUGAUUAUAAUGUUACUUUUACUAUUACUGUUAAUCAUUUAUUACCCUCAGCUACUCCAGCAUUGUUAUCAUUUUUAUAUACAUAUUAAAGAAAUGUGUCUCCUCCUGCUUCCAAUCCUGUAUAUUACAGCUUCUAUAGAAGGUAAAGCUCUAGCUGUAGUUAGCCAGGUGCUAACUGAGCCGCGAGGAUUACAGCACCACUGCAAGAACUGCUUAAGACUUGAAUAUAGUCAUUUGGCUCGAAAGAAAAAGAAUCCUUAAUUUCUUACCAAAUUUUAAGGAUUUUUGUUUGCAUUUCAGUGAUGUUGUGGACUUCUGGGAUUUUUCACCCAUUAUUUUUUUAUUAUUCAUAAUGCAAAGUUGUGCCUUAUAAACAUUAAAGGAAUAACUUAUAUUCAGUUGUGCAGUGUCAUCUGCUAGGUAUAUAAAAAUGAGAGCUUACCAAAAAGAUGGUAUUGUCAUUCCCAAGAUGACAAUGAGAAGGCUAGAUUUACUGUAUAUUUGUGGAAAUUUAAAGAUUAUGAGUGCAUUGUAAAUUAAAACUACAUAAUGAACUGCUACAUAAAAUAUUCCUUGUCUGCUAGCUUCAUGUUAUUUCAACACGAUAGGCUACUUUACAUAUUAUCAUGUCUUCAUCAUUAGCUUCAUAUCUGUCAGAUUUUAUUGUUAGUGUACAAAGUUUUGUAAACAGUCAUGCAUCAUAUUUGGUGCAAUGGCUAUGUAAAUACGCUUGUAUAUAGUAAUGUUUAGGUACUAAGGGUUAAAACGUAUGCAGUACAUAUAGUGCAACUGUGCAUGUAAGCUUGCAAGUUCCUAUGGCACACAUGGAAGCAGUAUUAUAAUAAACACUAAAGCUUCAAA
Messenger RNA from Penaeus vannamei (Pacific white shrimp), 4707 nucleotides. Lineage: Eukaryota; Metazoa; Arthropoda; Malacostraca; Decapoda; Penaeidae. The record is from RefSeq and is a predicted model, not a curated record.